Molecule: messenger RNA, 1053 nt
Organism: Lindgomyces ingoldianus
Lineage: Eukaryota; Fungi; Ascomycota; Dothideomycetes; Pleosporales; Lindgomycetaceae
Exons: 2
Coding region: 47-844 (265 amino acids)
Biological process (GO): regulation of transcription by RNA polymerase II
Cellular component (GO): mediator complex
Molecular function (GO): transcription coregulator activity
Source: RefSeq, a predicted model, not a curated record
CAGCGACUAUCGAAUUCAUCGACCGCAGAGCGGCCAAUCUAUCACGAUGAAUCAUAACGCAGUUAUUAACCUUUCUGGAGACGAUAUCAAAACGCUGGAGACGUUGCGGGCACGCUUGAUGCCUCUGGCGUACAACCUCCAGCAGCUUCAGAAUGAGAUUGCUGCGUCACCCGACGGCCUGCUGAAAUGGCCAACCGUCCAACGGGCCUCAUCCCUCUUGAAUAGCCAUCUCUCAACCAUCCAAAAACUCAUAUCUGAAAAUUCCGAGCUUCUACAAUAUUUGUACCCCUACCCUGUACCACCAUUUCCAGCUGAGCGGCUCGAGGGACUCUCUGCUGCCCUUGUGCGCAAAAAGCCCGAGCCCGGUGAUGAGAAAUGGAUACUAGAGCGCCUAAAGAAAGCAGCUGAAUUCUGUGAGGGGGUUGACGACUUCGGAGUUGAUGUUAAGAAAGACCCAUCUAUUGAUGAUCAAGAUAUUAAGAUGAAGGACGACGACGAUGAUGAUGGUGAUGACGCUGACGAUGAAGACGGAAACAGGAAAAGGAUUAUUGGGGGUGUAAAGCGGGUUAAGGGAAAUCUAUCUCAAAAUGACAUUACAGCUCUCUGGAAUAGUGCUGGCAAGUGGGUAUUUGACACGGCGAUAAAAGAUGAGGAAUCAUCCGACGACGAGCAAGGUGGAGAUGCAUCGAGUUCGGAGCCAUCACCUACAGAAGACAAAGAAAUGAAGGGCAUGCAGCCGACCAGCAUUGAGGCAGCUCAGACAGAAGCUCUUCUUCCUUUAAUGAAGCUAGGUACGAUCCUUAAGUUCAUGGAAACGGGGGAUAUUGUCGUCGACCAAUUGUAGUUGUUGGUCACCCAUGGAUGAUCUGUUUAAGGGACACACGGCGGAAGAGGUGUGCAUGGCGACGGCGGAUAUUGAAUGGGGUUGGAGUUAAGGUGGGCACAGAGUCCCUAUGCUUGGAUCGGAGUUUGGGGUUCACAGCACGCUCAUCACAUAGUGAGCUAAAUUCUUAGUUCUCGCCGAAAUUAAGAGCAGAAGAGCCUAGCCGAAGC